GUCCGCGCGACACGAUGACGUCACCACGGUGAUAGGUGUGCUCGCUGAAUGCGGAAACGAGCGUCAGUGCCUUAGUUUCCCCAGCAAGCAGAUCAAUUGGACAAGACAGACAUGUGGCCGAAUCAAGGACCUCCAGUUCAGCCGCCCAAUCCUGCAUUUCCUCCACCUCCAAACCCUUCAUAUCCAGCCAUGCCCAUACCAGCCCACCCACCCGAACAGAACCCUGUCUACCCACCAGGCAUGAAUCACCCCAUGACCCUCCCUUACAUGACACCAAACCAACAUCCCUUUCCUCCAGCUGCCCCCGGUCCACAUGCACCAUUUCCUGGUGUAGGGUACCCUUGUCCUGUCCCGGAGUUUGGAGGACACCCAGCAGGUAUGAGUGUGCCUGGUCAUAAGAAACACAAGAAGAUGAAGAAGAUGAAGAAAGGCAAGAAAGCUCAUAAAGUUAACAAGGAACACAAACACAUGAAGCAUGGCAAGCAUUCCUCUUCGAGCAGCAGUAGCAGCAGCAGUGAUUCUGACUGAAGAUGAUGAUGCUUUUAUGCACUGAUUAUUUUCCUCUCUCUUAAUAAAUAGAUUUAUGUCUAAUUUCCAAAUGUCUGGGCAGAUAACUGACCAAAUGACCAUCAGCAAUAAAAUGGAUAAUCAUGUGGGGGUGUAAAGUAACAGAGUAAUUGUACACCAUAAUAAUAGUUAAAUACACUGAUCAGCCAUAACAUUAAAACUACCUGCCUAAUAUUGUGUAGGUCACCCUCGU
Messenger RNA from Myxocyprinus asiaticus (Chinese sucker), 760 nucleotides. It is a transcript of the gene prr13, whose product is annotated as proline rich 13. The transcript has 4 exons. The coding region runs from base 112 to 528 and encodes 138 amino acids. The record is from RefSeq and is a predicted model, not a curated record. Lineage: Eukaryota; Metazoa; Chordata; Actinopteri; Cypriniformes; Catostomidae.